CAGCACCCUGUGGAUUAUACAGUAAUUUGGAUUUUGUUUUGUAACCUCACCCUGCUUUAAACUUCUCAACUUUAUUCGCGACCUUUCUGCUUUGUUCCGCUGCUCUUUUUGAUCACCUACAUUCUCUAACAAACCUUCAAAGGACAGCUGGCUGUCAAGUGAGAUUAAAUUUCACACAGUGAAACGGGUCUAAAGUUCUUGAGAUCAGACAUCUGAAUCCAACAAACGGUAAUGAAAGAAAAUACAAGAAUUUCUAACUUGCAUUGCAAGUUUGCAGAGAAGAGUUGGAAUGACACAUUUCAGCUUGUCCGACGCUGCAUGGAGAUUUCCAGGGAUGAAUCCAAACCUUGUGAGCCACUUGUGAGAUCUUUGGAGCGACUCCAAGAAGAGUUUCAGGCACCCUAUAUGAACAACAUAAAAUCCCGAUUGGAGAUUAUCGCCAGACAACAAGGGAUGGGUUUUCACUUCGCUGACGCCACCUGCUACCUGACAGCCGACUUAUUUUACCUGGAGGUGUUGCUGCUGCCAUCUGGUGAGGUGCAGGAGGUAAAGGUGGCCACACAUGGAGAACAUCCUGUUCCCAGUGUCUCACUUUUGCAUCUCCUCGGGUCCAAUAACUUUGAUGAUUUCUCCAUACGAUUGGGAGAAUUGUUUGCCCAAUACAAUAUUCCAGGAGACAAUGAAACCAAAUCCAAACUGUUAACAUCUCUAAAAUAUCUUUGGAAAGACCUUCAGCAAAUCUCGGAAAUGCCAAAUGAUUCAGAGGGCUGUGAAACCCAAAUGGACGUAAUAAACAGUGGGAGGGUUGGCUUGUUAAUGGCAGGAAAGCAAGAUUAUCCUCAGUCUCUGUACUUCUAUACCCAUCCAAAUGAUGGCCCAAAGAACUCUGAUUUGUCGUUUGAGGAGUUGUUAGAGUUCAAACCAGCUGUCCAGGCAGCCCAAGUUACAAUGGGUGUCAGUGAUUUGAGCCACAAGCUUCAGAUGACGUCUUUAAUCUCACAACCGCCUCAGCUGGAUGAUCAGCGUUGUCCCGUCUUCUUUCCACUCGGUGAUGUGAUCAAUGAGAUGCUGCCUGCAUGUUUCCUGCUCCGACUGAAGCCACCAAUACCUUUGCUCUCUUCUUUUAUUGAGAGAGUUGGACAAAUAACAGAUGUGCCUGUACCAGACUUGGACCUCCAGUGGGCGCCAUUACCCAAGCUUCUGUUGAAAGGUUCUGCAAGUGCAAACGGCCAGUCUGGUCCAUUAGAAGAACAGGAGAUCUUUAGAGUGGUUUUGCCUGAAGGUGAAAUACACACCUAUAUUCUACCUGAAGCUGCAUGGGAUGUUCCCACACAAAGAGCAGCUUUGCUGGACGGCGUUCCUUUCACCCACCCGGCUCAUGUCUGCGCCAUCUUGGAGCUGCUGCGUCACCAGUGUGCUUAUAACACCCUGCUGAACAGCUGUUUCACUCCUCUGAGUACCUGUCCAGGUUCUGUUUGUGAUCUGUACUUUGAAGUCCGUCCUGAGUCCACGACCAGCAUUUCUGUGACCUUCCACCACACUGACUCGCUGGCUGUUUUGCUGGUCAACAUAUCGAAUCCCCGUCAGAUCACCUGCAAAUUGUUUGGAGCAGGAUUAUCUGAUCCUGCCCUCGAUGAAUACACCUCUACAGUUCUAAUGAGCUGCAUGUCCAUUCCUGCGACCAUGAGGACAUUAUACAGCAGGCUCGAGGAAAUCACCACUGCUCCACUUUCCACCAGCCACUCAGCCGCCACAGAAGCUGAAAAUGACCACUUGAGUCCUGUGAUGGACACCGAUGGCCAGUUGCCUGCAGUCUCCCAAAGCGAAGCCAUGCCAGAGGAUAACAGCGUUCCCGGUUCAGCUUGCAGUACUGUAUCUGUGGCUACAUCUGAGCUGGAAAUAAAUGGCAGUAUGCUUGUCAACCCUUACCCAUUUGUUCCUGUGCAUGUAAUGGCAAACUGUCAGAGCUGAUCUGAAUGUAAAAGGAGUUUAGUGGCUGUUUAGGUCAAGCAUUACUGGACUUUAUUAAGAAACUGGAUGGUGUGUAACAGUUUCAGGUGCUGAUGGUUAAAUCUGUCUCUCAUUGCAUUCCAGUGUGGGAGAAAUGACUAGCUGUAAAGGUUUUUGAGGUCUGGCAUUUGACCUCAGAAGGACAUUUGGCAAGUUUCUUGUUACAAGUGAGCCAGUAAGACAUGGUUUAAAUGCAACUAUAAGGGUUUAUAAGAGAAAACGAAUCUGACAUUUUUGUUUUAGAUUUA
Messenger RNA from Cyprinodon variegatus (sheepshead minnow), 2258 nucleotides. It is a transcript of the gene med1l, whose product is annotated as mediator of RNA polymerase II transcription subunit 1-like. NCBI's taxonomy places the organism in Eukaryota, Metazoa, Chordata, Actinopteri, Cyprinodontiformes, Cyprinodontidae. Gene Ontology annotation, biological process: cellular response to thyroid hormone stimulus; regulation of transcription by RNA polymerase II. The record is from RefSeq and is a predicted model, not a curated record. Gene Ontology annotation, molecular function: nuclear thyroid hormone receptor binding; transcription coregulator activity; nuclear vitamin D receptor binding. Gene Ontology annotation, cellular component: mediator complex. The coding region runs from base 232 to 1971 and encodes 579 amino acids. The transcript has 18 exons.